This is a messenger RNA of Erythranthe guttata (spotted monkey flower), 1392 nucleotides long. RefSeq lists its product as hypothetical. Lineage: Eukaryota; Viridiplantae; Streptophyta; Magnoliopsida; Lamiales; Phrymaceae. The record is from RefSeq and is a predicted model, not a curated record.
UCCAAAAAACACCCUCCAAAACUCAAUUUCAACAUUUCUCUAGUUUUUCUCCUUUUUUUUCUUGCUGCUGUAUCAUUUUUUUUUCUUCUUUCUACUUUUAAUCUGUUCUGCGAAGGGGCCCUUCGAUUCUCCCAGGAGGCAAGGCCAAGUUGUGCUGUUCUAAACUAAAAGAAACUGCUACGUCAGAUCAAUUCAAUCAUUCUUUAAUCAAGUGCGUGUGAAAUGAGUGGCAAGACUUGCGCGAAAUUGGGAACAACAAUGUUGGGAAGAUACAUAAGGGCUUAUCAGUUUUCACUUCUCUUAUCUCCAGUGAUUUCUUUCUGGGAAUGCAGCGUGCGUAAGAUGAGAUAUUCAUCCACUCCCGAGUGGGUGUAGAUACAUUGCGAUCCGAGUUUCACAUUUUUCAUCUUAGUUUUUCUUUAGUGCUCAAAAGAGUUUACAAUAGUAAAAGGAAACACAUAGGUACUAGAUAACGAAUACUUUAUAGCGGAAGUUUUCCAAAGGAAAAUUUAGAAAAGAAAUUUGAGAAGAUAGUAGGAUUACGGUUCAUGGAAUUUGCUAAAGUAACAGUUGGUGUUAGGAAAGCCAAGAAGAAACAGGUGAAUGACGAGUUAGACCGAAUUAAACAGGCUGAGAAGAAACGAAGGCGUUUGGAGAAGGCUUUAGCUACCUCCGCAGCCAUACGCGCUGAACUGGAAAAGAAGAAGCUGAAAAAGAAACAAGAACAAGAGAGGCUCGACCAAGAAGGUGCUGCAAUAGCCGAGGCAGUUGCACUGCAGGUACUACUUGGUGAAGACUCAGACGAGUCAAUGCCGAAUAAGGAUGAGGGGUUGACCUCGUGGGACCAUGCUGGCAACAUCAACAUCAUUGUGGGGCCCACACAGCCGCUGGCGACUUACUGUGAAAGUGCAACUAGGGUUUCAGAUGCUUAUGGGUGCUUGUGGGAUCUUAGAGGAACUUCUAACUCGAUAGUUUCGUACGAUUAUCUUGGUGGUGACAUGUACCCUCAAUACUUUGGUUUAUCGGAUGGAAAUCUUGCUGCGGAGGUUGUUUCGUCGCUUAGAAUAGCUGAUGAUGCAUGGUAGAUGCUCUUGUCUUCAAUCUGUACUUAAAAGCCGGUGAAAGAAACAAUUAUAUGUGGCUUUGGCCAAGAUUCGGUGUGCGCCUUUCCCUUUUUUUUGUUCUGAACAAUGGUCCUAUUUUUCUCGGAUGUCCGAUGAUUCAAACUUUGGCUUAGGAAUCAUGUUUGGUUUCCAUUUGCAUUUUCUUAACUGAUGAUGGGUUUGUAAGUUUAUACGAAGCAAGUUUCCGAUAUAAAACAAAAUAGUCAUUAGAUAUUGAAAUGUGUAUUUGCUUCCAAGGUUCGUUUCAUUAUACAGUUGGUAAAUUUGA